AUGUUAAAAACAGAGAAAGUUUUACAUUUAAGGAGUUCCCGUGGGAGGAAGGUUCGUGUGGUCAGGGAGCAUUAUUUAAGAGACGAGGUACCGUGUGGAAGUAAGCUGUGUCAGGCGGGAUGUGAGAACAAUGCCAAGUUGCUGUCUGAAGAUGUAACCCACUAUGUAGUGCCAGAUGCUGGAGUGGUAAGAGACUUUCUGGAAAUUUUAGAGUUCAGGGAGUUUCAUGGCAUCGUGUUUACCCAGACAGCAUGCCAGGCUGCACAAAGCGCACGGGGACGCAGACACCAUAAGAGACUACGUAGUCUCCUCAAGGACCCUCGUCAUGACUGCAUCUAUUUUGCCAAUGAGUUCCAGAGCUAUUCAUACUGUGCCAGAGAUAAAGGAGAAACACCAGAGAAAUGGCAUACAAGGUGUGUGUAUCAGGCAGCAGUUUGGUAUUAUAACCAUCUGGCUGGAAUGAUGUCAGUAGUUAUGAUCACAGAAGAUCAGCAGGCCAUAAAAGAGUAUGGCAGCCUGAAUAGUGGUGUUUUUGUCAUCUCAACUCAAGAAUACCUGGGAAGUUUCUGGCCGGAUCUGCAGGCAGCACACGAGCUGUAUGCCUCCAUCGCUCAGACUCUACAAGAGCGAGAGAGCGAAGGAACAGAAAAGGAGUACACUGAGCACUUACCUGCGGAGGUACUGGAGGCCGGGAUCAAAUCUGGCAGGUUCAUUCAGGGCACUCUCAAUGUGAACAAGCAUCGUGCCCAGCAGGAGGCCUUUGUGCGUUUUGAGGGCUCGACAAGCAAGAACGCAGAGCUGAACAGUGAUGUGCUUAUCAGCGGGACGAGACAUCGUAACCGGGCAAUACAUGGUGAUGUGGUUGCGGUGGAGCUGCUGGCGCGGAGUGAAUGGGGGGGUCGUAGUAUGGCUUUAACAGAGGAGCGAGGGGAGGAGAAAGUAGAGGAAACACCGAGUCAGCCCAUGCCUACAGGCAUUGUUGUCGGUAUUGUGCAGAGGAACUGGAGGGACUAUGUGGUAACGUUUCCCCCUCGGGAAGAACUGCAGUCCCAAAGUCGAAACUCUCAAAAGAUCCUGGUUAUUCCCUGGGACUGUCGUAUUCCAAAGAUCCGCAUCAGCACACAACAGGCAGAAGCCCUGCAGGACCACAGGAUUGUUGUUCGCGUGGACUCCUGGGAGAGCACGUCUCUCUAUCCCAAUGGCCACAGUGUUAGAGUCCUGGGCAGGACGGGUGAGGUGGAGACUGAAAUUCAAACUAUAUUGGUGGAAAACUGCAUCCACGUGUCGCCAUUCUCUGAAGCACAGUUGCGUGAGAUGCCUGUAAACUCUAAGGAGCAGCCCUGGCAGAUGAACCACUCUGAGGUGAGCACUCGGCGGGACUUGCGCCACACACACCUGGUGUUUAGUAUCGACCCUGUGGGCUGCGAGGACGUAGACGACACCCUGUCGGUGCGAACCCUGCCUGAUGGAAAGCGCCUGGAGCUGGGAGUGCACAUUGCAGAUGUUACACACUUCGUUAAAGAAGGAUCCCUUACUGAUCUGGAGGCUCGUUCUAGGGCCACUACAUACUACCUGGCGGACCGUAGGUAUGACAUGCUGCCGUCAGUGUUGAGUGCUGACCUCUGCUCUUUGCUGGAAGGGGUGGACAGAUACGCUGUGAGUGUCAUAUGGGAGCUGGACAUUGAAUCUCUUAACGUGUGUAAUGUGUGGUACGGGCGCACUGUCAUCCGCUCCUCAUACCAGCUUCACUACGAGCUGGCUCAGAGCCUGUUAAACAGAGAGAAGGUCGAGGUACCAGAACUGGCCCGGUUACAGAUCUCUGAACGGGACGAGAAACUGGCCGAGCUUCGGAAUGCCCUGGACACGCUAACCCGAGUGGCCCGACACCUGCGUUCACAGAGGGACAAGGGUGGCGCUCUGGAGCUGGAAGGUGUGGAGGUGAGGGCACAGCUGGAUGAGGACAAGAACAUUGUAGCUCUGGUGCCCAAACAGCCUCUGGAGGUGCACGAGACGGUGGCAGAGUGCAUGAUCUACGCCAAUCACUGGGUGGCACGCAAGAUUCAGGAGGGUUUCCCACACCAGGCGUUGCUCAGGCGGCAUCCGCCACCCAGACAGGAGUUCUUUAACAAGCUGAUCGACAGCGCUAAGAGUCAAGGAUUUUCCAUUGAUACGCGAUCAAACAAGGCUCUGGCUGAUUCUUUGGACCAGGCAGUGGAUUCUAAGGAUCCUCUGGUAAACCGACUGCUGAGGGUGAUGGCCACCCAGGCCAUGUCAAACGCCCUUUACUUUUCUACCGGAGCUUGCCCCGAGGAUCAAUAUUUCCACUAUGGUCUUGCUCUGGAACGGUACACCCAUUUCACUUCCCCAAUUAGGCGCUAUGCUGAUAUCAUAGUACACCGCCUACUUAUGACUGCUGUCCAGUCUGAUAAAGAGGAAUGCUUACAGAAGAGCCUAGCUAACAACAAGGAAUUGGAGGAAUUGGCUCAGCAAAUCAACAACAAAAACAGAGCAGCUCAGCAUGCUCAAAAACAGUCCGUAGAGCUUUUCCAGUGCCUGUACUUCCGAGACAAGGACCCACUUACGGACGAGCUCUGUGUGGCCGAUGCUGUCAUCUACUCCAUUAGGGCCAACGGCGUGCUGGUCUUUGUGCCACGCUACGGUUUGAAGGGUGCAGUGUACCUGAAGAACCGGGAGAACCAGGUGGUGAGUGUUGGGAGUGAUGGCAGAUGCGAGUGGCAGGUGGGGACACUGAAGAGAUAUCCAGACAGAGUCAGCACCUGCACCAGUGCAGGAACACACACCUUUUACCUCUUCAACCAUGUGACUGUGCGCAUCUCUGUCCAGCCUUCCCGCUGCCAUCCUGACAAUCUGCAUCUGGAGCUCAUCAGUGACCGGCCACAUCACACCGACCUCACCGAAUCUCGUCCGAUUGGUCGCGCCCAGUCCGAGCUGGUGCAGGAGGUGGUCCGCAAGGAGGAGGCCACACUCCAGGCGGAAGAGGCGAAGACAAGGAAACCCAAACUGAGCCGAGAGGAGAGGGAGUUCAGGCAGAGCAAAGGGCCAAACCUGUACUCGCUCCUGCAGGAGAUCAGUGAGCUCGCUUUGCUCGACCUAACCAUCACUGAACCACAGACAUGUGCUACAUUAGCUUAGCUACGGGAAUUCAACCACAGUCCAAUUUUAAGUGAACUCUAAGAUUGGUUAAAGAUGGAUAGAAUUGCUUAGGUGUUGCCAUAACAAUAUUGGUAUUCAAUACUGUGGCAGGUUUGUAAAUUUACACUUUCGUUCAUUUUCUAUAGAAAGAAACUGGUUUCCAGUGCACAAAUGUAUGUGUUUUGUGAACCAGGAAUGCUUUAGAUGAAAUAUUUUAUUGAUUGCAUUAUU
Messenger RNA from Trichomycterus rosablanca, 3384 nucleotides. It is a transcript of the gene dis3l, whose product is annotated as DIS3 like exosome 3'-5' exoribonuclease. NCBI's taxonomy places the organism in Eukaryota, Metazoa, Chordata, Actinopteri, Siluriformes, Trichomycteridae. The record is from RefSeq and is a predicted model, not a curated record. Gene Ontology annotation, cellular component: cytoplasmic exosome (RNase complex). The coding region runs from base 1 to 3153 and encodes 1050 amino acids. The transcript is spliced from 17 exons. Gene Ontology annotation, biological process: rRNA catabolic process. Gene Ontology annotation, molecular function: 3'-5'-RNA exonuclease activity; RNA binding.